This is a messenger RNA of Clonostachys byssicola, 354 nucleotides long. NCBI's taxonomy places the organism in Eukaryota, Fungi, Ascomycota, Sordariomycetes, Hypocreales, Bionectriaceae. The record is from the annotation of a GenBank genome assembly.
AUGCUUCAGCUCGCUGCGAGGCCUCACUCUCUCAGACCGGUGUGGUGGAUCGGUAUGGGCGCCUGCAAAGGUCUGGGCUUGGACCAAGGAUGCGGCGUGCGCAGCACAGUAAAAGAGAACGUCAGCCAGGCUGCCCGGGUUGGAGCAUCACGGGAAGAAGGGAGGUUGUGGGCGGAGAAAUGCGAUGAGCAGGUCGGACUGCUCGAAGUUCCGGUCGACAGCCGCAACAUCAGCGAUGGCGCAAUAGCGGAUGUCCCUGUCGGUUCUCGUGGGAGGGAUCCAGCUUUGGUGCGAUCAUGGAGGGCACAUCGAGUGCCGUCUCACUGUGUUGCUUGCACCGUGACCCGGGUCUAG